This is a messenger RNA of Plectropomus leopardus (leopard coralgrouper), 367 nucleotides long. The record is from RefSeq and is a predicted model, not a curated record. Lineage: Eukaryota; Metazoa; Chordata; Actinopteri; Perciformes; Serranidae.
AGAUGGCUGGCGGCAGCCGACCUGCGGCCGGAGGUGUACCGUCACCUGGCGGUGUAUGUACCCAGAAUCCUUUGCGUGGGGCCAAGUGGAGGCAGCAGCAGGGAGGAGCAGAGGGAGGAGCAGAGGGAGGAGCUGGCCUGUCAGCUGCUCCUCCUGGCCCCUCUGGAGUGGCUCCUGCUGGGGGAGGACCCAGCCAUCGGCCUGCCACUCCUGCAGGAGAACAACCAACCGUCACCGCUGUGUGGACACGUGUUCAAGGUGGGAGAGCCCACCUACUCCUGCAGGGAGUGUGCAGCUGAUCCGACCUGUGUUCUGUGCAUGCAGUGUUUCCUGGGCAGCAUUCACAAAGAGCAUCGAUACAGGGUGA